Messenger RNA from Gordionus sp. m RMFG-2023, 489 nucleotides. RefSeq lists its product as uncharacterized. The transcript has a single exon. Bases 1 to 489 code for a protein of 162 amino acids. The record is from RefSeq and is a predicted model, not a curated record. NCBI's taxonomy places the organism in Eukaryota, Metazoa, Nematomorpha, Gordioida, Chordodea, Parachordodidae.
AUGACAUCUGUCUUACACUCUACCAAAAUAAUAGAAAAAAGUUUAAGAGACAUAAUCGAAAUAGGAGAGACUCAGUUUGGCUUUAUGCCUGGAAGAUCAACGACUGAUGCUAUCCAUGCAAUCAGGCAAAUGAGCGAAAUAUACAGGGAAAAGAACAAAAAGCUACACAUGGUCUCUCUCGAUCUAGAAAGGAUCUUCGAUAGAAUAUUAAGAAAACUUUGGUGGGCGCUGCGGCACAAAAAGAUUCCCGAAAUAUAUAUAAGAAUAAUAGAGGAUAUAUAUAUGGGCUAUACAACAAUGGUCCGUAGCACAACAAGUACUUUAGCAGGCUUAAUAGUCGAGGGAGUUUCAUCAAGGGUAGGCUUUCAGCCCACUUCUCUUCAUUACAGUAAUAGAUGUAUUAUCACAGUCUAUAUCUCAAACAGUACCAUGGAAUAUGAUAUUUGCAGAUGGUAUUGUGAUAAUUGCCCGAAUCCAAGGAUGAAAUGA